CCUACCCCCCGACGAAACAACCCAUUCACCGAGCAACCUUUUCCCCCUCCCACACCGACGAUAUUUCCUUUUCGUACAGUCCAUAUCAGUCUCCUUGCAAUUUGGAUAACGUAUCCCGUUCAAGAUGUGGAUUAUCAACUGGUUCUACGAUGUCCUCUCCUCCCUCGGUCUGCUGAACAAGCACGCCAAGCUGCUGUUCCUCGGUCUCGACAACGCGGGCAAGACGACGCUGCUGCACAUGUUGAAGAACGACCGUGUUGCUAUCCUUCAGCCUACGCUUCACCCUACCUCUGAGGAACUGGCGAUUGGCAAUGUGAGGUUCACAACGUUCGACCUGGGCGGUCACCAGCAAGCCCGCCGCCUAUGGAGAGACUACUUCCCCGAGGUCAACGGCAUCGUGUUCCUGGUGGACGCCAAGGACCACGAGCGCUUCCCCGAGGCCAAGGCCGAGCUAGACGCCCUACUCCAGAUGGAGGAGUUGGCCAAAGUGCCCUUCGUGAUCUUGGGCAACAAGAUCGACCACCCCGACGCCGUGUCUGAGGACGAGCUCCGCCAUCAGCUCGGAAUGUACCAGACCACGGGCAAGGGCAAGGUCCCUCUGGAGGGCAUCAGGCCUGUCGAGGUCUUCAUGUGCUCUGUGGUUAUGCGACAGGGCUAUGGUGAGGGUAUCCGGUGGCUGAGCCAGUAUGUCUAAGCCUGUGGACCCUGCAUUUCAGCAUCAAGCUGCGAAGCAAGAUGAGCAAAGCCGGGACUAUGGUCAUGAAAGAUUCCGCCAUGAGCUUGUAUAGAUCCCCUGCACCAGGCGCGGUAGGACAUCGGUCCACAGACAAAGCAGGAGAGAGCACGCUGAGAGCUAUGUUGCCUGGGUGAGCAUGACGGUGGCGAGGCGGUAGAGGUUGCUUUAUGCAUGGCAAGGUCGGAAGAGAAAGGGCGAACCCAGAAAGGCAUGAUGAACCACAUACAUCUUUUCUUAUUUUUAUGUGUCUGCGAUUAGGAAGAAUUAUGGCCCAUGGCGUUGAUGCUUUUUAAUCGGAACAGUUUAUUUUAGAAACCAACUCGACAGGAAACUCUUCUCCCGACCUUGGUUGGUUGCAGACGAUAAGCUGAGAUAUUCAAUGUCAUGAGUCAAAGCAC
Cryphonectria parasitica EP155 is the source of this 1134-nucleotide messenger RNA. Its product is annotated as GTP-binding protein-like protein. NCBI's taxonomy places the organism in Eukaryota, Fungi, Ascomycota, Sordariomycetes, Diaporthales, Cryphonectriaceae. Gene Ontology annotation, molecular function: GTPase activity; GTP binding. The coding region runs from base 125 to 694 and encodes 189 amino acids. Gene Ontology annotation, cellular component: endoplasmic reticulum exit site; COPII vesicle coat. Gene Ontology annotation, biological process: vesicle organization; endoplasmic reticulum to Golgi vesicle-mediated transport; membrane organization. The transcript is spliced from 5 exons. The record is from RefSeq and is a predicted model, not a curated record.